AAAACUCACCCAGAAUGAUUCAGAGUCACCAGGAAACUCAGCUGCAGUUCAUUUCACAGGUACUUUGCUUUGGCUUAAGACAAGACAUUCGUCUACAAGAGAGGUUCACAGCUUGUGCACAUGAAGCACAUCAAGGAAAACUUUUAAAUCAGCAUAAUGUUUGCCAACACCUCACUGCCUCCCAGCAGUAAGGGUAUUCACAACAAUGUGGAUAUCGAAGCCAUCAUGGACAACAUAAACCUCGUCCUCCUUACACUGACUGUCGUGUUUGGGAUCACAGGGAACUCUGUGGUGAUCUGGGUUGCAGGAUUCAAGCUCAAGCAUAAAGUUACCAAUGUGUGGCUGGUGAACCUGGCAAUAGCCGACCUCAUCUUCUGCAUUACACGAGUUUUCUCUCUGAUCAGGAAGCUCUUCUUCGACCACUGGCCUUUUGGGGAAUUUCUCUGCAGGUUUCACGUCUUCUUUAAAUAUGCAAACAUGUUCUGCUCCGUCUUCCUGUUGGCUGUGAUCAGUUUGGACAGGAUGCUCUGUGUGUGGAGGCCCUUCUUUGCAAAGCAACAGCGUACCCUGUGUGCUGCCAGGGUGGUGGCAGUUUGUGUCUGGAUCACAGCCAUCCUCCUCAGUAGUCCCUUCUUGUUCUACAGCCAUGUCCACCUGGGAGAGAACAACAUGAGCAAAUGUUCUUCAGAGACAAAGGAGGGAGACAACACCACCAAACUUGCUCUGUAUUUAAACAGGUUCCUGUGUGGCUUUGUUUUCCCUUUCUUGAUCAUUCUUAUCUGUUACAUCAUGACUGCCAUCGGCAUCCAACGCACUCGCCUUGUAGGAAAGACACGCCCCCUGCGUAUCCUGGCAUCGCUGGUCAUUGCAUUCUUCUUGUGCUGGGGUCCUUACCACUGUCUGCUCCUUGUGAAGAUGGUGGAUAAAAAGAAUGCAGUGCUGAAAAUCUGGCGGCCUUUGGCCAAUGGCUUUGCCUACUUUAACAGCUGCGUGAACCCGCUGCUGUACUUCUGCAUGGGGCUGGAGGUUAAGCAGAAACUGAGAUGGAGUUUAACAGGAAUUUGUAAGAAAGCUCUGACUGAUGAUAGCGAAGAACAGGUGAGCCAGUCAGGUGACUGAAAAAGCAGUGAAUGAAAAUAAAACUUUGUCUCUGGAGAAAAAACAGAAGUUAAAGUGUUUCUUGUUGGCCGCUAGACUUUGACUUCCUGAAAAUGUUGCAUACCAUACCAAAUGUAAAAUCUUUGUGUCAGACGGAGUUGUACAACAUAUUCAAUUCAACUAAAUGCUCUGCUCAGCAUCUCACUUUUUUUUUUUUUUACCAAAACAAGUACUUCCAGUUGUUGUUGUUUUUGUGCUUGUGAUUUACAAAAAAGGGAGAAAGUCAAAGUGUCUGUUGAUGAAAGAAUGAAAAGGCAGAGGGAAGUGAAAGUUUUCAAGGAAGUCCAGUAAUAUUUAUCAUUCAGCAUGUUUUGACAAAAGGCCAAGAGGAACAGAUAAAAUGAAGUUGUAUGGAAAGUGAACUGCUAUUUUUGUGUUUUUCUAAGAUUUGGCUUCAUACAAUCACUUCGCAGGAUGACUUCUAAUAAUGUUAUGCUGCAGCAGAAUACUGAGGCAUUGUGAAAUGUAUGUAACAUUAUGUGAAAUAUAUAUGUAACUUAAGGCUUUGUUUUGUUGUUCUGUUGUCAGUUUCUGUAAUUUGUUCAAACAAGCAACCACAUUAUUUUGUAAAUACAAAAAAAGACUUGAA
Molecule: messenger RNA, 1747 nt
Organism: Xiphophorus couchianus (Monterrey platyfish)
Lineage: Eukaryota; Metazoa; Chordata; Actinopteri; Cyprinodontiformes; Poeciliidae
Product: fMet-Leu-Phe receptor-like
Exons: 4
Coding region: 157-1119 (320 amino acids)
Biological process (GO): complement receptor mediated signaling pathway; positive regulation of cytosolic calcium ion concentration; inflammatory response
Cellular component (GO): plasma membrane
Molecular function (GO): complement receptor activity; G protein-coupled receptor activity
Source: RefSeq, a predicted model, not a curated record